AUGUCGGCCUCAACUUCGAAUACUGUUGCUCCUGUGAUAGCUGUCUGCCAUGGCGGAGGUCCUAUGCCCAUUCUUAAUGAUCCUGGCCAUGCCGAGCUCAUAAAGUCCAUGAGCACACGUGUUCCCGAACUACUAGGCAUCUUGCCCAAUUCUGCCAAUUCGAAGCCCCCAAAGGCUAUUGUAUUAGUUACUGCACAUUGGGCUGAGACACGUCCUCAUAUAAGCAGUGCUGAGCACCACGAUUUAUUGUAUGAUUAUUCUGGAUUUCCACCCGAAACAUAUAAAUUGAAGUACCCUGCGCCCGGAAGCCCAGAAGUAGCGAAAGAGGUUUUCGAGUUGUUGGACGGCGCAGGAUUGAAACCGGUGUUAGAUGAGAAAAGAGGAUGGGAUCACGGCGUAUUCGUUCCUCUACUUCUCAUUUCUCCCGCGGCACAAAUCCCCGUCGUUCAAGUCUCAGUCCUACGAUCGAAUUCGCCAGCCCAACAUUAUGCCAUGGGCCAAGCUCUUGCACCUUUGCGAUCCCGCGGGAUCGCCAUCAUAGGUAGCGGCAUGCCAACGUUUCACAACCUCCGAUUCAUGUUCAAUGGUGUCGCGGAAACUCCUGCAUUCAAAGCACGCAAUAAAGAAUGGUCAUACCGCUUGACUGAAACAAUGAAAGUGCCGGAUGCUGAACAACGGGGUAAAAAACUAGAAGACUGGAGGAAUUGGUCUGGAGCUGAUGAGGCGCAUCCCGAGAGAGGUCAGGAGCACUUCUUACCACUGAUUGUAUGCGCAGGUGCUGGAGGCAAUGAAUCGGGUAAGGGCUGGGUGGAUGAUGUUAUGGGUUCACCACAAUGGUCAUAUUAUUGGGAUUGA
Messenger RNA from Sclerotinia sclerotiorum 1980 UF-70, 855 nucleotides. RefSeq lists its product as hypothetical. NCBI's taxonomy places the organism in Eukaryota, Fungi, Ascomycota, Leotiomycetes, Helotiales, Sclerotiniaceae. The transcript is spliced from 2 exons. Gene Ontology annotation, molecular function: zinc ion binding; oxidoreductase activity, acting on single donors with incorporation of molecular oxygen; ferrous iron binding. The coding region runs from base 1 to 855 and encodes 284 amino acids. The record is from RefSeq and is a predicted model, not a curated record.